AGUCCAUCAGUAUCAACGGACAAACAUGGGGCAACGUGUCGAAUCCUUUGGGUUCCAUGAUUAUCGCUUUCAUCUACGCCGAACGGGGCAUUCGUCCCUUGGCUGAUUCAUCAGGGCAUAAAAAGGCGCCCCACCGUAUCUAGACCCAGAAAACACCUUUCUACACAGAAAAAUAACGUGCCGUACACAUUCGUACAACUUCAUCGUAAGGUUCAUGACUUCCCCGCUUGCCUCGUUUUGGCCUCGUUUGUCCUGGCCAUGAGCAUGUCUGCUACGACGGUUGCAGCGGUCCCAAUGAUCAGCACCACAAUUACUGAGGCAGGCGCUUACCCCACAACCAUCCCUGGCUCUCCUUCCAGGUCUGUAAGUCUUCCCACCGGGUCCGACAUUCUCUCGCCAUCACCUUCCUCGGCCGACGCUGUCGUCCCAUCUCCAAUGACGACCUCUACGAUCAGCAUCGCUGGCGUUACUGGUACACCUACCAUGAGCAGCCCCAUCGUACCAAUUGCGACGACUACCAAACCCUCGGAUGCGGCCUCUGUGGUCGAAUCUCAGUCGACUAUGUUGGUCGCCAUGGCUGACUUGCUGUUGCGAUGGCUAUUGGCCCCAAAGUGCUCGAAUCCCCUUCUGAUAACUCAGGGCAUGACAUUCUUUGUAUCUAGUUUCUAUGACGCCAUUCCUGCAAGACUACCCCUGGACGCAUUUUUAAUGUACGUAGGCGCAUAG
This is a messenger RNA of Gamsiella multidivaricata, 726 nucleotides long. RefSeq lists its product as uncharacterized. The record is from RefSeq and is a predicted model, not a curated record. Bases 259 to 726 code for a protein of 155 amino acids. The transcript is spliced from 2 exons. NCBI's taxonomy places the organism in Eukaryota, Fungi, Mortierellomycota, Mortierellomycetes, Mortierellales, Mortierellaceae.